Messenger RNA from Labeo rohita (rohu), 4493 nucleotides. It is a transcript of the gene nfil3-2, whose product is annotated as nuclear factor, interleukin 3 regulated, member 2. NCBI's taxonomy places the organism in Eukaryota, Metazoa, Chordata, Actinopteri, Cypriniformes, Cyprinidae. Gene Ontology annotation, molecular function: DNA binding; DNA-binding transcription factor activity. The transcript is spliced from 2 exons. The coding region runs from base 892 to 2526 and encodes 544 amino acids. The record is from RefSeq and is a predicted model, not a curated record. Gene Ontology annotation, cellular component: nucleus. Gene Ontology annotation, biological process: regulation of DNA-templated transcription; circadian rhythm.
CGUGACGAGGCACCCGAAGCGUCCUGUUAUGCAACCGCUGACCUACUAACAUACAUUUCUAAACAGAAGCAGCUAGCGGCAGGAUACUGGAGCGCCUCGCCAACACAACACAAGGAACCAGGGCAAAAACACACGGGCUGCGGAAUCCACGCGUACAGGACACGGCGUGUAGUCUGUGUGGACCACUGAGCCUUUUUAUUCAAGUCAACGAGGCUGAUACAAAGAGACUAAUAAUAAUCGUCGGGCGACAAAAAAAUAUUUUGGAUACAGCCAAAAACGCCUUUCAUCGAGCAGCCAGCUGGAGGCUUUGGGAGCAGCAGCACCCCUCCCCAAGAGGCUGACAAGCUGGGGCAGACCGAGUGACCUAUAUCCUCCAACACGCCCAAGGCACUGGGACACAUCUCUGUCGGCUUGAUAGAGCCGUUACAUAAAGGAAUAAAAGAAAACAAAGAAAAAAGGGGUCAGAAUCCUUUAAGCAAAUUUGGUCACCUUUCCUGUACUUCAGGACUUCGUUGCCCUUCUUUCGUUCCCUGGCCAGAAGAGUUUACUCAUUGAGGAAUUCUUCGGGUUUGUUAAAUGCAGGAGACUCAUAAAGAAGUGCACUUGUUUUUGCUCUUCUUAGCCAACCUGGACACUUGAUCAUCAAGGGAUAUUUGCUGGAGCUUCACGUCGACAAAAUCAAUGAGGUUCAGUUUUACAAAAAGUAAAAUACCUCAUAAAGUCUUUGCUGAUCCAGCUACUUAGUAAGAUUCUUCAGUCCACUGUUUGUCGGGAUAUCCUACAGGAGUUCCCGUAGCCACCUUUCCCCCCUUCACCCCGUCCCCGUUUCUUCAUUUAUUUCCAUUACCAGUGGCGAAGCCAAGGUCCCAAACUGGCUCCCAUUGAAGAAUAAUGGAAAGUUUGAACUUACAAAUUUCAACAGAUUCCAGUGCAAACAAAACCUUAAAGAACACAGAAAACUUUCUGGACUACAGUGAUCUUGUCCAUUCACCUCAGAGCAACAUUCGCCAGAACCGCAUUCUCAAACCGAAGCCAAACAUGAGCUGUCGACGCAAGCGCGAGUUCAUCUCAGAUGAGAAAAAGGAUGCAUCCUACUGGGAAAAGCGACGCAAGAACAACGAGGCAGCCAAGCGUUCCCGGGAGAAACGACGCUUUAAUGACAUGAUCCUAGAGAACAGAGUUAUGGCGCUGAACGAUGAGAACGUACGCCUGAAAACUGAGCUUUUACAGCUUAAGCUCAGGUUUGGUCUAAUAAGUACGGCCUCCUACAUGGAAAAGAGUCAUCAGAUUGGUGGAGCAGUCAAUGGAAAUUCUGGGGGAGACUCCUCAUCUUCCUCUACCAGCAGUCGCUUCUACCCUAAUAGUUACUCCAGUGUUUCUCAGAUGAUGACAAACUCUGAUUCUUCUGAAACUGAGCAGUCUAUUCGAGGGGAUGGGCAUCUGAAAUUGGCAAAGUACUCCCCACGAGGUUCCCUCUCCGAUAUGUCUGAUGGCUCCUCUCGGGACAGCCCAGAGCCACUGGUCUAUGACAUCAAGCAGGAGGGGAUGGGUCUAGAUAUGGACAUUGUCAAUAGCGCUACAACGCAGAUCAUGUUGAACAUUCAUUCUAGAUUGCCUGCAGUACUUCACCAGCACAAUUUUGAGACAGGUUAUUCCGCCAACCAACAGAAGCAACGACGCCAAGAGACCAUUGCAAGUCCAGUCGUUCCACAAUCCACUCAAAGAAGUGUAAUCCUAUACCGCUCAAGCAGUGCCUCGUAUCCUGUGGAAGCUCAGGAAAUGAUUCCUAAAGAACAGCAGCCUACAGAGGGACCAACCAGAAGCCCCAAAAGCUUGGCAGAGGUGUCUAAACGGCUAGAGAGAAGGACUUCAGAUUCUCCUUCUUAUGAUGGGGAAGCAGCUGAAAGGCAAGCUUACUUUGCUCAGCGACAAACCCAGAGGGUUGAUGCCGCUGCCCCAGAUCUUCUAAUGAGACCAGAGGAGGAAGAUGAAACCCCAAUGUACCACUGUUCUAAUGGCACCCUGGAGAAUGACGAGCCACCGGUGCUGACCUACGAAGGAGGCUUGAGACAAGAAGAGUACUACGAGGCUCACUCAGGAAAGGACACUUCCUCAAGUGACGGGGAUCCCCGCAGCUCCGAUAAAGAGGGCUCCACCGAUGAUGAGUCUCCCUCCUCUUCUUGCUCCGAUACGGGCAGCUACCACCCUCACAUAUUCACGACCCAGAGCUCCUUCUCUCCAAGCCAAUGCAAAGACGGCCAAGCCGAAAUCAAAGGCACUGCCCUACCCCACAAAUUGAGACUCAAGCACAGAGCUCAGAGCGACGGUAGGGCAUCAUCUCAAGACUCCCCGACGACGCCACCUGCUAACUUUCUGCCAUUACCUCAGCAUCCUUACCUGGCCUUGUCUCAACCUGGCAGCCAGUCGAGUCCAGGGUUUUCCAAGCAGGACAUAUCGGUUGGAAGCGUUGAAUGCGGGAAGAAGGAAUCCAGCGUGCGUAACAGUCGUAACAAGAGACAUGACUGAACGAGAAACUGUGGGACUCACUCGGGUCUUGAUAUAGAGCCUCGAGAGACUUCUUAUGAAACCCAUCUUGCAGUCCUACCUACCUGCCAGAGAAGUGGACAUAGUCAGGACUGCUGCAUUGCAUUUGCAUUGUACCAUAAUGUAUAUACUUACCUUUUGUUGAUUUGGUUUGUUUGUUUAACCUACUCUUUAGGUUACAGCAGCACUUUUAUAACAGAAUGAAAUAGGAUGACAUGCUAUUGAUCGCACUUACCCUUCUUUUCCAUGCUGCAGCAAGAUGUCAAGUGUACAUUCAAUUCAAAAGCAAUAUCUACCAUUUGUGAGGCAUUGUAAUGGAUUCAUAUUUGUAAAUAGACAACUUCAAGUGCCCCUUUCUCAGUUUUCGGCCACACCUUAACAGCAGGUGGCUGUGCACCAUAUUUAAACAUACCAAACGGCAGAAGAUUCAGGGAACAUUUCCCUUGACCAAAGAAACAUGGCUUUAUGUUCAUACCUCUCUCUGCUCCCUACCUCUGUCUGCUUUUCUAACUAGUGCUCCCCAUCACUUUUCCCACAUUGAACAGCCUAGCUACCACUCCUCUUUGAUCAGGCACUUGGUUUGUAUGUAUAAAAUGUGAUAUAAAUAUUAUAUAUAAAUAUAUUUUAAGAAGAAAAGAUUACAUGGGAAAAAAAAGUAGGGAGUUCCGUGACUAAUGAAUUGGUCUUUGUCAAAAAUACUGUACAAUAUCAGUGUGUUUGUUGUUUGAGAUGCCACUUAAUAUAAGCAUUUUUUUUACUUUAACAAUUUGCAAUUACAUAUUUUUUUAGAAACUGUCCUUUUAUAGGAAAAUUACAAAAUGCCCCAAAGCCUUUACAGCGAUACAUUAGCGGGUUGAUGUGAGCUUCAUGUCUUAGAUACUAAAAUGUGUUUUCGUUAGUUAUAACUCAUUGAAAUGUCUGGUCUUGAAACACUACUUGGCGUUUAGCGUAAAAUGUAUUUCCCAAAUAAAGUUUAAAACUUAAAACCUAUCCUAAAAGUACAUAUUUAGCUUCCCUUUUAUGUAGCCCCCCCAUUUAUAAUUUUCUUUAUACAACAACUGAUGUAAAAACAUUAAUUUGCUUCAUAAAUAAUAAUAAAUCUAUAUAGAAUAAUAAUAAUAAUAAUAAAUCUAGACUUAAUGCAAAACGACUCUCUCUUCCACUCUGGUUAUGAAUGUGAAAGGAAUGUUUUGCUCUUAUUAGCAUGGGGUUUACAGGAAAGCUCCACCCUGCUUACAUCAGUAUAAAUGGAUGAUUACUAGCAUAGUGUCUUUGACCGUUUGCCCUUGAGGCCCCCAGUUAAGCGAUUCAGCUAGCUGAUACUGCAUUUUUUUCACUCUUUAACUGGUGCUGACUCCUUGCUAGUCAGCCACUACCUUGCAUAUGUUUCCUUGCUAAAAUGAGGUUUAAUUAAAUUUGAAGGUUUUUUUUUUUACACUUUUAGAAGAAUGCUUGUAAAUUUUUCAGAUGUAGCUCAAUUCUGUCACACCCCCCUUUUGAAAUAAGUCUACAUGUCACAUUAACUUAUGGCACUUGUGUAUAAAUGUAAAAUAUUUUUACUCGCAACACUGUAUUGUGCUUUUUUUUCGGGGCCAAGUGUUGUCCUGUUAUCACUAGCAGUGUCUUUACUUCCUGUUUACUGUGAUUUUGUAAUUGCUCACCACAAUGUCACCUAUCCCUCUUCGUCCUUUCAGUGUGUUUCAAACCGAGUGAUGUUUGAUGUUUUUAUUUUCUUAUGGUUUUAUCAAAGCGAAAGUGGAAAGAAAAAAAAAAACGACGAGCAAUGCUUGUUUGGUGUUAUUGAGUAGACCGUGGCACUGCUGUUCUGUUGCUCUGUUUUGAAAUCGAUGCAUAUUGUAAAAAAACACUAAUAUUCAGUGCUAGGGUUGGGUGCAUUUCAAAAAUUAAAAAAAAAAAAUAAAAAAGUUGUUGCAUUAUUCAUGCAUUUG